Messenger RNA from Blastocystis hominis, 560 nucleotides. RefSeq lists its product as hypothetical. Gene Ontology annotation, biological process: retrograde vesicle-mediated transport, Golgi to endoplasmic reticulum; protein retention in ER lumen. Gene Ontology annotation, cellular component: Golgi membrane. The record is from RefSeq and is a predicted model, not a curated record. The coding region runs from base 21 to 548 and encodes 175 amino acids. NCBI's taxonomy places the organism in Eukaryota, Bigyra, Opalinata, Blastocystidae. The transcript has 5 exons.
ACGACAAAAUGAACAUGGCAAUGAACGAGCAGAGCUCUCCUUUGGAUCCUUUUCGUGAGCAAGUGAGUGCCCUACGAAAAGUCUACACGUUUUACAUCGAAAAGACGAUCAACUAUCCGAUGUACCGUUGGCUAGUUCUUGUCCUGACCGUAAUUCUCUAUGCUCGUCGUAUUUUCCAUGUUCAGGGCUUUUACUUGAUCACAUAUACUUUGGCCUUAUAUCUUCUCAAUCUUUUAUUGGGCUUUUUGUCUCCGCUUGAAGUAUAUGAUGACGAUACUGCUGAGCUUCCUACACGUGACGCCACCGAAUAUAGACCCUUCAUUCGCCGUGUGCCUGAGUUUACCUUUUGGAAAAACAGCAUGGAGGCCAUCCUCCUGUGCUUUGUACUCACCUUGUUCCCCAUCUUUGAUCUCCCUGUCUUCUGGCCGGUUUUGGUGGUGUACUUUGUGAUGCUUUUCCUUAUCACAAUGCGUGAUCGUUUGGUUCAUAUGAUUCGCUACCGAUAUCUUCCCUGGUCUCACGGCAAAAAGAGAUAUACUUCGGAUUAAGUGUGUAGUUGA